GGUGCUCAAACUUUGUUGAGUUGGUGUGUGCUUUGUUUCGUUCAGAAUCUUUUACCCGUAUACUGGACAAUUCCUACCAUACAUAUAUUUCACAAUGGCUUCCAACGAACUCCCCAAUGUCAAGCUCUUUUGGCUCGAAAAGUCUCGCUCUCAACGUAUUCUCUGGCUCCUCCAGGAGCUCAAUUUGCCUUAUGAGCUUGAGAUUUUCCAUCGCAACAAGCAGACAUUCCUUGCCCCUCCAGAGCUUCAGAAGAUUCAUCCUCUGGGCAAGUCGCCUGUGAUCCAACUCACACCCGCUGGUGCUGAGGCAGGCGCUGAGCCUAUCACUUUGGCUGAGAGCGGCUUCAUCACGCAGUACCUCACCGAGAAUGUGCCUGAGGGUAAGAGGCUGAUGCCCUCGCGAUGGAAGGAGGGUAUGGAGGGUAAGAUUGGAGGCGAGACUGAGAUGUGGAUGAGAUAUCAGUAUUACCUUCAUUACUGUGAGGGUACUCUCAUGCCUCCUCUAGUCAUGGGACUUGUCAUCGGCAUGCUCAAGUCCCCCAUGGUUCCCUUCUUCAUCCGUCCCAUCUCAACGAUGCUGGCUAACCGGGUCAUCUCCUCAUUCAUUGCCCCCAAUCUACAAGUCAACCUGAAGAUGAUUGAGGGCCAUCUAGCCACAUCAGGAGGCGACUACAUCUGCGGCACUUCGCUAACAUCGGCGGAUAUCCUGCUCAGCUUCCCGCUGAUCGCAGCUGAGCCAGAACUUGACAAGUUUGGCUCGUUUGAGGGAGAAGAGUCCUGGAAGACUGUGUUCCCCAAGGUGGCGGCGUACGUUGAGAGGAUCAAGAAUGAGGAGGGCUACAAGAGGAGCGUUGAGAAGAUUAUUGAGAUUGAUGGCAACUUUAAGGCUUCUUUGUAA
Molecule: messenger RNA, 898 nt
Organism: Fusarium graminearum PH-1
Lineage: Eukaryota; Fungi; Ascomycota; Sordariomycetes; Hypocreales; Nectriaceae
Exons: 3
Coding region: 95-898 (267 amino acids)
Source: RefSeq, a predicted model, not a curated record